AACCCAUUCCAUUGGGCUUCCUUGAUUUACAGCUCACCCUGUCUAUAAUACAAUAAUUUUUCAAUUCUAUAAUUUAAUUUUCUUCAUCUUUAUCAACAAAAAUUAACACUUGAAGUGUGUGAAAAAUCUUUUCAGGUUUGUGGAGGUAGAAAUUGGACAGGGAAGAACUAGUUUUCGAUGUCUAGAAGGAGAAUGCAAGGCUGAAUUUUCUUUAGCAACCCUCAAAAGAGUUAUGAAGCCUUCCAUAUUCUCCAACAUUCUGGAGCGUAAACAACUAGAAGAGAUUGCAGCAGCAGGCAUUGAGGACUUGGUGGCCUGCCCGUUCUGCAAUUUCCAGACUAUAAUGCCUAACCCAGAGGAUAAAAUUUUCAAGUGUCUCAACCCAGAAUGUAUGAAAGACUCUUGCAGGUUUUGUAAGGAGCCAAACCAUGUUCCACUGCGGUGUGAAGAGGUAGAAAAGCAGCAUCAAAGAGACACACGUGUCUUCCUGGAGAACAAAAUGACUGAAGCCAUGGUCAGAGAGUGUUGGAAGUGUAAGAAGAGGUUUAUCAAGGAGGACGGCUGCAACAAGAUGGUGUGUCCCUGUGGUGCCAUGAUGUGUUACAUCUGCAAAAAACCCAUCAAAGGCUACAAGCACUUUGAGGACAAACAAAAUCCAAGAGACUCCAAUAAAUGUCCACUCUGGAGCAAUUCUAAAGUAAUCCAUGCAGAGGAAGUGCGGGAUGCAGCCAUGAAGCUCAAGAAUGACUUGAACCCAUCCAUUGAGUUGCCUCACAAUCCCCUUGAUGACUUGCCUGAGGUGCCACAGGACUUAGCCAAGCAACCUGGGGGUCAGCCUCCUCAACACCCUCAUGCCCCACAAGCACACCAACAGCAGGUCGUGGCCCACCCAGUUGUAGUCCAUAGGCUGCCUCCAUUAGCCCAUGUUGCCCAUCGAGACCAAGCCAUGUUCCACCUGCCUGCUCCACCUCCACCCCCUGCUCACCGACAGCUUCCACCUGCUCAUCGUUAUCUCCAUCCUGGUUUAGCUGUCAGACCCGCAAGGCCUCCUGCAGUUGUAGCUAUGGCUGAGGUCAACCAAUUACAGCACCACCACCAUCACCACUUCCAUCAUCACCAUGUGCGACCCCCUCCAAGACAAAAUCCCCCACCUGUUCACCUUCUGCCUAAUCCUCUUCUCAGGGAUGACUUCAGAGCCCAGGUCAACGAGUUUAAUGAGGUUAUGAUGGAGAUCAGGAAUCGUAUGGAUGUAAUGGAUGCCAGAGCUCAUUGGGAAGCCAGGGAACUGAUGCAUGGAGUAUAUCAGCAGCAGCCACAGCAGCACCAGCACCAGCAACAGGAGGGACUACAACAGCCUUAUACAAGAUAGUGUUCUCUAGAGCCUUGCUACAGCCUCUCCUGUAUGGAGAAAACUGGGAUGAAGAGGUCUUUUUUUUAUGAUUUAAGUUUAUUAGACUUUAGAUGUCUUGUUCAGUGAUGCCUGGACAUAUGAUGGGCUUGAUUAUAAAUAAAAUCAAGGUGUGACAUUCUUUUUUUAUCUUAUUUAGAAUCAAGAUGUGAUCACAAACUCAGGAUACAGUCUGUUCAAGGUGGCAGUUCAUCAGGCAGGAUUGGGAUUCCUUGUGUUGAUGGACCAGCAAAGAACAAUUAUCCAGGUGUUUCUUUUAACAGUUCUCAGUAUUAAUCCCACUGCUUCUACAGCCACCCCACAGAGCAGUUUUACAUUGUUUUUUUUUUUCUUCUUCUUCUUCUUAAAUAAAUAUAUAUCCUCACUGAUGAGUA
Eriocheir sinensis (Chinese mitten crab) is the source of this 1782-nucleotide messenger RNA. RefSeq names its product E3 ubiquitin-protein ligase RNF216-like. The record is from RefSeq and is a predicted model, not a curated record. The transcript has 6 exons. The coding region runs from base 233 to 1369 and encodes 378 amino acids. Lineage: Eukaryota; Metazoa; Arthropoda; Malacostraca; Decapoda; Varunidae.